Lactuca sativa (garden lettuce) is the source of this 1045-nucleotide messenger RNA. Lineage: Eukaryota; Viridiplantae; Streptophyta; Magnoliopsida; Asterales; Asteraceae. The record is from RefSeq and is a predicted model, not a curated record.
ACACAUUUAUGUCUUGGUUUUGUUGAUGAUCAGUGCAUUGAAAACAAGGGAGCUUAUUCGGGUGCAAGACAAUUAGAAGUAACAAUAAAUGGAAUCGGAGAGAGAGCUGGAAAUGCUUCUUUUGAAGAGGUGGUGAUGACUAUAAAAAGCAAAGGAGAAUUAUUGGGUGGUCUUUACACUGACAUCAAAACAGAACACAUUGUUAUGGCUAGCAAGAUGGUGGAAGAGUACAGUGGACUAAUGGUGCAACCACAUAAAGCUAUUGUUGGUACUAAUGCAUUUGCUCAUGAAAGUGGAAUCCAUCAGGAUGGGGUUUUAAAGAACAAAAGCACUUAUGAAAUCAUGUCUCCUGAAGAUAUAGGACUUCACCGAUCUAAUGAGUCUGGACUUACACUUGGAAAACUUAGUGGUCGCCAUGCUCUAAAAGCUAAACUUUUUGAGCUUGGUUAUAACUUUGAGGGAAAUGAACUUAAUGAUCUUUUGUGGCGCUUUAAAUCCGUAGCUGAAAUGAAAAAGGUUAUCACUGAUGACGACCUAAUAACAUUGGUAUCAAAAUGAGGCAUUGGUAUUUACACAUAGACACAUAGUUAUUCUUUAGGCCCUAUUCUAUGACCUUAUCACCGGACUCUUACACAUUUAUGUCUUUGUUUUGUUGAUGAUCAGUGCAUUGAAAACAAGGUUAGAGAUUAUUUUGUGCCAUAAUUAAACAUGAAGAAACAAUAAGAUAUAAGUCAGAAUUUACUUUAUAAAUUGGUAUGCCAUUAACUUUUAAAGGAUGUAAUUAAGGAUUGGGCUUAGAUUUGUUACUUAAUAGCUAUAAAAUUUCGAAAUUGUAUAUUUAUGUAACAUCUUGAUGUCAUUGGGUUCGUUUAAACUUGGGAAAAUGCUUAAAAAGCUAUUAAGUUUAUUCUUUUUUAUUGCAAUCAGGUCAUAGUAACUUCUGUUGUAAAAGUUGUACCAUGUAUUGGGUUUUUAACAUCUUAAUGUCAUUAGGGAUUGGUUAUGUCCGAGGCAGUGAUUGUUGUAACUAAAUUUCAUAUAAAUA